GGGCGUGUCCGUGAGGCCUUAGAGGGCGUCUGCGGCCUGGCCAGGGCAGCGCGCGCCCCUCGCGUGACAUGCGGGGGGUGGCGAGUGCGGGGCCACGCGAGCCCCGGGCCCUCGUGGGGCGCGGCGCCCUCUGCACCAAGCCCAGGGCUGGUGGGGACCCUGCAGUGGGGACCCCAGCCCCACGUGGACGUCCGGCCCCGGGAAGGCCGCGCUCCAGGAACGGCCGGGUCUCCCAGGGCGGGCACGGGGCGGUGACCUCGGGGCCUGCGCACAAAGCGCUGCUUUCCAGAGAUACCAACUUCCUCCCGGAGAUUAGCGGUAAACGGGAAGAUGCCCCUACAGGGACUAAACUGAAAGCCGAGUCUCAGGGCUUGGUGACGUUUGGGGACGUGGCUGUUGUUUUCUCCCAGGAGGAGUGGGAAUGGCUCAGCUCUGAGCAGAGGAGUCUGUACUGGAGGGUGAUGCUGGACAACUACAGGAACCUGGCGUCCCUGGGACUUUGUGCGUCUAAGCCAGAUAUGAUCGCCUUGUUGGAACAAGGAAAAGAUCCCUGCGUGUUGAAAAGAAAGACGGCAAGAGGCCUGCGCCCAGACUUAGAGGCUGUGUGGGAGGCCAAGGAGUGCCCUCCAGAGGACUUAGGUGAAGAACAGUUAUCCCAGGUGGUGCUAAGACAACAGCUCCUGCACCGUAGACCCAAGCGCUCUGUGUUAGGGGAAGACUGGAGUGGCAGCGCUGUGUCCCAGACACGGAGGGCAUUGGACCCCAAGACCAUCACAGAUACGGCUAGAGACAGCUCUCCACAGCUUGCGUCAGCUCCGAAGAGUUUCUGUAAGAAUGUGGCUUGGGAGGACUCUGAUGACCUGGGGUCCUUAGGCCUGCGGUCUGUACAUGGGGCCCAGGGUUUGUUCUCAAAGCAAGACUCAAAUGCUGAAAGGUUAACAGACAGAACGUGGAGCACUAAACUUGAGUGCUCCACUUUCAGAGAAGAUUGGGAUCCUGAGUGUGGGUUUGAAAGGAAUGGUCAAGACACACCGUUUGAGCAAGACACAGUUACUCAGAGCAGAGCCUUCUCAGAGAAGAGAGAGCGUGUGUGUAUCGAGUCUGGAAGAUGCCUUCAUUUGGAUAGUUCAGAAGGGAGAAGUCACAAUUGUCACUCAGGCAAAAGUUUCCCCCCAAACUCAGCGGGCAUGCAAGAAGCAGAAAUGUACGCAGGAAGAAAACUUUUCAAAUGCGAUGAAUGUAAGAAAACCUUCACCCAGAGCUCCUCCCUCACAGUUCACCAGAGAAUUCAUAGCGGAGAGAAACCCUAUCAGUGCCAUGAGUGUGGCAAGGCUUUCAGUGAUGGUUCCUCUUUCACACGCCACCAGAGGUGCCACACAGGCAAGAAGCCGUACGAGUGUGGCGAGUGUGGCAAGGCUUUCAUCCAGAACACCUCCCUUGUACGCCACUGGCGCUACUAUCACACCGGGGAGAAGCCUUUCGAUUGCACGGACUGUGGGAAAGCCUUCAGUGACCACAUAGGGCUUAAUCAACACAGGAGGAUUCACACGGGAGAGAAACCUUACCAAUGCGAUGUGUGUCACAAAUCCUUCAGAUACGGCUCAUCCCUCACGGUGCACCAAAGGAUUCACACCGGAGAAAAGCCAUACACGUGCGACAUCUGCAGAAAAGCCUUCAGCCACCACGCGUCGCUCACCCAGCAUCAAAGAGUGCACUCCGGGGAGAAGCCCUUUAAGUGUAAGGAAUGCGGGAAAGCCUUCCGGCAGAACAUCCACCUUGCCAGCCACCUGAGGAUCCACACGGGGGAGAAGCCCUUUGAGUGCGGGGCGUGCGGGAAGGCCUUCAGCAUUAGCUCGCAGCUUGCCACUCACCAGAGAAUUCACACGGGAGAGAAGCCUUACGAGUGCGAGGUGUGCAGCAAGGCGUUCACGCAGAAGGCUCACCUUGCCCAGCAUCAGAAAACUCACACGGGGGAGAAGCCGUACGAGUGUAAGGAGUGCGGCAAGGCUUUCAGCCAGACCACCCACCUCCUGCAGCAUCAGAGGGUUCACACGGGAGAGAAGCCUUACAAAUGCCUGCAGUGUGGCAAGGCCUUCGGCGACAACUCAUCCUGCACUCAGCACCAGAGACUUCACACGGGCCAGAGGCCUUUUGGGUGCGUGGAAUGCGGGAAGGCCUUCAAGACCAAGUCGUCCCUUAUCUGCCACCGCAGAUGUCACACUGGGGAGAAACCCUACGGGUGUAGUGCAUGCGGCAAGGCCUUCAGCCACCGCCAGUCCCUUAGUGUCCACCAGAGGAUUCACUCUGGGAAGAAACCGUAUGAAUGUAAGGAGUGUAGCAAAACCUUCAUCCAGAUUGGACACCUCAACCAGCAUAAGAGAGUCCAUGCCGGGGAGAGAGCGUAUAGCCGCAAGAGGGCCACGAGGGUCUCGAGGCAGACCGCACACUUUCCUCACCAUCCGCGAAUCCAUGCCGGGGAGGCACCCGCUCACCCUCCUUUGCCCGCCACAGCCAAUCCUGUGGAUCUCUUCCCCAAACUCAUCUGGGGUCCAUCCUCGUUUUCAGCAUCAUAGCCUCCAAACGUUGCCCUUCCCACUAGGCUGCUUUUAACAGCUCACCUCUCCGCCCCUGUGCUCAACUUUUCCUUACCAGUUUGUUCUUCAUGUUGCAGUCAGGUUGGGUUAUUUAUUUUUUUGGAGUGUAAAUGUAAUUAAUGUGCUCAUUGAAAACUUAUUAUCCAUUGGUUAAUGCUUGAGAUGUGCUUCGCACAGCGCCUGAUCCAUACCAAGUACUCAGCAAACCCGGCUCUUUUUAAAAGUUUAUUUUUGAAAAUGGAAAUGUUACCGUCGUCGGCCCUGAUAGAAACGAUGCAUUAGAACGAGGUUAGGAGAAACCAGGUUUCAAAACAGAAAGCGAGUUCUCUGAGCUGCUGCCGAGGCUUGCUUCUUUUCCUUGAAAACAUGGUUCUAAGCCAAGGGUAUGGUGGGUUCACCUGUAAUCCUAGUGUUCAUGAAUGCAAGGUCAGCUGGGGCAACUUAAUGAGACCCCCAUCCCUAAAUAAAAACAAAGCAGUUGAUCCCAUACUGCUGAACUGUAUCAUGGCUGUGAAUUUGAAUUAUGUGAGUAUAAGCUAGGUAAGAAAACUUUCAGUGAGAAAACUACUAUACAGGUGAUAAUCAAAGGAUAGACAGUGUAUGUAGGCCGCCUGAAACAAAUGAAUCAAAACAGUUGGGACAGUACAAGGUCUUAUAUACAUGUAGUUAAAACUACAAACAAAUUACUUAAGAAUGACAGAACUCUGAAGGGUUUCAUCUAUUUAAAGUCACUGGCUUAUGAAUACAUUCUUGGUAAACAUCCGAGGAAGUAUUAACACUGGGGUAAACUGAUCUAGGGGGCAGCAAACUGACUUACGGUCUGUGUCACUGAUUACUUUUGUAUGGUCCAUAAUCUAAAUUUCUAAAAAUGUGUUGAGUGGUUUUACACAUUGGAGGAAUGUUUCAGCCUGGUGACUAUGCGAAACAUUUUCGUGUCUGUAGGUGACGAUGUAUGGGCUUGCAGCCAACAUGUUCACUUUUUACUGUUUGUGGUGCUUUCAUCCACGGAGCCAGAACAGAGUUUUAGUGAGUCACAGCCAUGGCUGUGACUUUGGCUGCUUUUGUUCUUUGUUUGUUUGUUUGUUUGUUUUGCUUUUCCCAGGGGCAGAGUUACCAGCUGCACUGGAGACUGUAUGACCACAUUAAGUCACAAAUAUUUUCAGCUGAAGAGUAGAGGAGACUGCUCAAAAGUUUCUAACCUCAUGGCAAUAAACCCUGCCCAGAAAACCAAAACCAAACCCAAGACUAUUGGGCUCGGCAGGUAAAGGUACUUGUUGCCAACCCUGCUGGCAUGAGUUUGAUCCUUGGAACUCAUGUGGUAGAAGAGAAAAUUCACUAAUGAGAGUUGUCCUGACUGCCACAGCUUCACACAAGUGCUGUCGCAUGUACACUCUAAGACACAAACAGUAGAUCGCUUAAAAUACAGCAAUAAAGCAAUUUAUGGAGAGAUGAAAUUAUUAAAUGAUAUAAAGCUCAAUAAAAUAUAUUUACAGAAAAUA
Molecule: messenger RNA, 4093 nt
Organism: Mesocricetus auratus (golden hamster)
Lineage: Eukaryota; Metazoa; Chordata; Mammalia; Rodentia; Cricetidae
Gene: Zfp28
Product: ZFP28 zinc finger protein
Exons: 7
Coding region: 69-2573 (834 amino acids)
Biological process (GO): regulation of cytokine production; regulation of immune system process; negative regulation of transcription by RNA polymerase II
Source: RefSeq, a predicted model, not a curated record